UGGAUCAGGUUGGAAUCUAGACGAAUUUCACAAAUUUUUUUAGCUUGGCAUUCUUGGCAAACUCUAGUAGCCAUAUAAUGCAAUACAAGUUGGAUUCCUUAUUCAACUAAGAAAUGCAUUAUUGAUUGAGAAAUGGGAAUACAACUAAAAUGUUGACAGCCAAACUCUCAAAGUGAAGUAAAAUCCCAAGUGGCCAAUGCACUUGCAAGGCACAAAAUAGGUUGCAAAUUCCAUGCAUGUGCUAAGAAACAAAGUGAGGGUCCCAUAUAUAUGUCCCAAAGUGGCAAAGCCAGCAAGAGAUACACCCAAAAUGAACAUAAAACAAAACUAAGGUGACAUUGCCAAGUAAAAUUGGAACUUUAGCUUCUUUUAGAACUUUGAAAACAUAAUUUCAGAGAGAGAAAAAAAUAAAGCAGAAAGAGAAGGUCUAGGAAUGAAACAAGGAAGAGUUGGAGCGAGGAUUUGGGCGAGAAAUGAGAGAGAAAAAAAUAUAUUCAUAGUAAGCUAAAGAUUUGCAUGGUUUUGAAUUUUGAAAUUAAAGAAAAUUUGAAUAUUGUGCAACUUUUUAGUAUAUAAUUUUUUUGAUCUGAUCUGUCUCUCAGACAAACAAGGCUUUUGAGAGAAAAUCUGAAACCUCUCAGAUAUAGUGAUCUUUCUCUUUCCACUCUUUUUUCAAUAUUGUAGCUUAAAACUUGGCUGGCCUUAUGGGUUUGUUCUCUUGACUUCCAAUAUCUGCGAGAUUUUGGGUAUCUUUUUCUGAACUUUGUUGCUUCUUCUUGUAUAUUUUCUCUAGAUUUUCCUCUUGUUAUCCUCAAUAUUUUGAUUUCAAAUUCCUUGUUUCUUGAUUUCAAAGAUUUCCUCUCUCUUUCUAAAUCUCUUUUCAUCAUUUUCAAAAAAAAAAAAAAGCUUUGUUCCUUUGUUUAUAUAAAUAGUAACAUGCAUGAGAAUCAGGAUAGCUUGGAAUUGUUAAAAUCUUGUUUCUGAUAAGUUUUUAAGAUUUGGGUAUUUCUCUAAAGCUUGAUAUCUUUGGGUUUUUCUUGAAAUUUUUUCUUGGGAAAACUUUUGUGUUUGCCAUAUAUAUGGAAGGUAGUAAAAACAAUGGGUCAAGAAGAUCAAACCCAAAGGUGUAGCAAUAGUAAUACUAGCAGUGGUGGUGCAAUUGGAAACAAUAUUAAUGGUAGAUCUUCCAAAAAGCAAAGGCCUAAAAAAGUACCCCAAAGAGGACUUGGUGUAGCACAGCUUGAGAAGAUAAGAAUAGAAGAACAACAAAAGAAAGAUGCAGCUGUAGCUGUUGCAGCCGCUGCAAUUUCGCCUUCUCCAUCAUCUGUUGUUUCACCACCAACUACUCAUCAUAAAUCAUCAUAUCUUUGUUUGCCAAUCCAAAGUUUCCAAUCUUCUUCUGCUUCUUCAAUUCCAUUUCCUCCUGAUGUUUCACCACCAAAUUCAAUCUUCAGGCCACCUUUACCUGUUCAAAAUAUUGAUAUUGUCAGUACUGUAAACACUGUUCCAUUGACCAGUUGUUCUCCUGGGUGGCCUCCUGGUUCAGCAGUACUUCCUUCAGGGAAUGGCAGUGUUAAUAAUGGUCAUAAAUUUUGGAGUUCUUAUGAGUAUAACAUUGAAAAGGAGUGUUCAGGGCUGGAUCCAAGAUUGGCUUUCAGAACGAAUUUAAGUUUGCCUUAUGAAUCUGAACCGAUUUGGCCUUUGCCUAGUUUGAUGCAAAGGGCACAACCAUUUCAACAUGCUUCUUCUUCAUUGGUGAAUUUGCCAUCAAGAACUUCAACAUCUGUACUGAAUUUUCAGAUGGAGCCCCCUUCAAACCAAAGCUAUUAUGGAAAUUUUACACCUUUAUUGCCUGAAGAGGAGAAGAUGGUUGGCAUGAAGAGAUCAUACCCGUUCUCUCUGGACAAUGCUCCAGGCCCCCCUAUUCACAGCAAAUAUGCUCCCAUUGUUCAUUCCAUCAAUGGUCAAGUUGAAGCAGCUUCAAGUAGCAAUGGUAGCACAUUCAAUUUCGAACCCGGCACCCCGAAUUUCAGGAAAGGGCCUUCAUGUUCAACCUCAAAUUUGGAGUCAAUUUCCAAGAAGAGCAUCAAACAGAAUGGGGUCUUUGAUGGAGAUUUUCUCACAUUAGCCCCUCCCACAACUACUUCAAUGUGUUCAAACUCAAAUUUCAAGCACCCUUCAUCCAAUUUAAUCUAUUGUGAUUUGCCUGACCUCGAGUCGUUAGCUAAUUAUCAAGCAAGCUUUGAAGAUUCAAUUAUUCGGCAAGGCGGUAGUGGAUUAAAUCAAUAUCGACCUUACUAUAGUUUCUUUCCACCAGCAAUGAUGCAAAUUGACCGAGCAACUACAAUAACCAUGACCAGUUGUAAAGGUGGAGAAGUAGGACAUGUUGAUCUCAAUUUGAAGCUAUAAAAAUAUUUAAAAGAGAUCAAAUCAAUUUUAUUAUGCCCAUUUCUUUUGUAUCUUUAAGGGGUAAGUUUCUUUUAUGCAGAACAUACCAAGAAUCUCAUUUUCUUUUUACUUGCGCAUAUCUUAAAAUUUCCCCAUGUAUGAUUGAGUAUGAAAAAAAAAAUUCAAAUCUUAAGACUUUGAAUUAUUGAGUCAUUUGUUAAAAAAUCAUGUACUCUCAACAAAAAAUGCAUAUAUCAUUUCUCUUCUCGAUGCUUUAAUAAUUUUUUUUUGAAUAAAAGAUCAAAGCUUAAGAAAAAUUAUUGAAAAAAAAUUUGUAAAU
Molecule: messenger RNA, 2728 nt
Organism: Durio zibethinus
Lineage: Eukaryota; Viridiplantae; Streptophyta; Magnoliopsida; Malvales; Malvaceae
Molecular function (GO): DNA-binding transcription factor activity
Source: RefSeq, a predicted model, not a curated record